Molecule: messenger RNA, 2363 nt
Organism: Tachyglossus aculeatus (Australian echidna)
Lineage: Eukaryota; Metazoa; Chordata; Mammalia; Monotremata; Tachyglossidae
Gene: SERPINE1
Product: serpin family E member 1
Exons: 9
Coding region: 227-1453 (408 amino acids)
Biological process (GO): negative regulation of plasminogen activation; negative regulation of vascular wound healing; negative regulation of endopeptidase activity
Molecular function (GO): serine-type endopeptidase inhibitor activity
Source: RefSeq, a predicted model, not a curated record
UGCCCUGUGGCGAGGGUGGAGUGAGCAGGGUGGGUAUAAAGAGGGGAGUCAGCAGCUCCCAGAACAGCAGCCUCGGGCCACUGGGUUAACAGCUGGAGUCCAGAAGGGUCCUGCCACCCCUGCCGUCCGGAGACCCAGACCCCAGAGAGGCCGCCGCCACCGCAGACACAGCCGCCCCCCAAAAACCAGAGAUCCCAGGCACCGGCCAGGACUUCCAGAGAAGAGGAUGCAGCUGUGGGCAGCGGUCGCCUGCCUGGUCCUGGGCCUCCUGUCCUGGGGAUCGGAAGCCUGGUCCCACGGCAGCCCCUCCCGGGUGUCCCGCCUGGCCACGGACUUUGGGGUGAAGGUGUACCGGGAGGUGGUCCGGGGGUCGGGGGACCGCAACGUGGUCUUCUCGCCCUACGGCGUGUCCUCGGCGCUCGGCAUGCUCCAGCUGACGGCCGCGGGGCGUACACGGAGGCAGCUCGAGGAUGCCAUGGGCUACAGCCUGGAAGGUAAGAGGUGGCGAGGCCAGGAAAAGGGCCUGGCCCUCGAUCUCUGGCGGCUCAACAAGGAGCUCACAGGGCCCUGGAACAAGGACGAGGUCAGCACGGCGGACGCCAUCUUCGUCCAGAGGGACGUGGAGCUGGUUCCCGGCUUCAUGCCGCACUUCUUCAGGACUUUCCGGACCACGGUCAAACAAGUGGAUUUCUCCGAGGUGGACCGGGCCCUCUACAUCGUCAACGACUGGGUGAAGAAGCACACGGAAGGCGUGAUCAAUGACUUCCUGGGAGAGGGUGCAGUGGACCAGCUGACUCGCCUGGUGCUGGUAAACGCCCUCUCUUUCAAGGGGCAGUGGAAGCUGCCCUUCCCCCCCAAGGACACCCACAACCGGCUCUUCCAUAAGUCCGACGGCAGCACCGUCUCCGUGCGCAUGAUGGCCCAGUUGGGCAAGUUCAACUACACCGAGUUCUCCACCUCUGACGGGAACAUCUACGACAUCCUGGAGAUGCCCUACCACGGAGAUUCCCUCAGCAUGAUCGUCGCUGCUCCCUACGACAAGAACGUCCCCCUCUCUGCCCUCACAAGCAUCCUGGAUGUCCAGCUCAUCGACCAGUGGAAGGGCAACAUGACCAGGCUGACCCGCCUUCUGAUCCUGCCCAAAUUCUCCCUGGAGUGUGAAGCCGACCUGAGGAGACCCUUAGAGGGCUUGGGGAUGAAGGACAUGUUCAAACCCAGCCUCGCUGACUUCAGUAGCCUCUCAGACCAAGAGGCCCUGUACGUGUCUCGGGCCCUGCAGAAAGUCAAGAUUGAGGUGAACGAGAGUGGCACGGUGGCUUCCGCCGCCACAGCGAUCAGCGUCUCCGCCCGAAUGGCUCCCCUGGAAGUCAUCAUGGACCGGCCUUUCCUCUUCCUGGUGCGGCACAAUCCCACAGGAACCAUUCUCUUCAUGGGACAAGUGAUGGAGCCCUGACAAUCACCCAUCAGCCGGACAGCCACUAAUAAGAGGAACCACACAAGAUAGGAUCCACUGGCCAUUGCUUUUUCCUCACACGAAGAUCGGCCUUCUGCCUUUUGAAAAAUCACCUGUUCACUGACUCAGAAACCUUGGCUCACCCUCCCCGCCGAGAAGGCGUAACCAAGGCCUCCGCUCUAUUUCCUUCUCCAGCGCGGAGAAGUCCAGGGCUGGGGACAGGGUCCUUGAACCCGAUUCCCUAACCGCAUUCUUCCGGACGCCCGGAUCACUUGGCAACCUAAGAACUCUUUGGAGGUUGACUGAGGCCCUCCUGGAAGGGGGAAGAAGAAAAGCCCGGGAAGAUGGGUGGAAACGGAGGCGGUGGCCAUGACGGCUGUUGUGUCCACUUCCCUGGCCCACUGAGGACACUGUCGUCCCUCUGUCCUGAGGUCGGGGGAGUCGGGGGAAAGGGUGGGUAGAGGUGAGCACCCUGGAACGAAGGCAGGAUUUCCAGUCUCCCGGGAACGAGGAGGCAGGAUUCUGAGACUUCUUAUGAAGAUACAUCCACCCCUCACCUGGUUUCUUCAUUCAUUCAUUCAGUCAAUCGUAUUUAUUGAGCGCUUACUGUGUGCAGGGCCCUGUACGAAGCACCCUCUCCUACCACCCGGUAGCCGAGAUGACUGGACUAGAGUGGACCUGUUUACCAAGAAAGCGAAUACCUGGCUCCCCCCUUGCCCCUUAACUUCCAGGCGGAGCCGGAGAAUGUCCGGAUAAGCGGAUGUGCCGGGAUUUUCUCCCCAACUUCCCGAUUGGCAGAAAGAGGCCCCGGCUGUACGCGUGAACGUUACCUCUACCCCUGCCCUCGUGUGCCUGAGACAGAAAGGAAUGUAAAUGAGAUUAAUAUAUAGAUAAAGAUUAUAUAUGUAUA